This is a messenger RNA of Bombina bombina (fire-bellied toad), 2699 nucleotides long. RefSeq lists its product as uncharacterized. The transcript has 3 exons. Lineage: Eukaryota; Metazoa; Chordata; Amphibia; Anura; Bombinatoridae. The record is from RefSeq and is a predicted model, not a curated record. The coding region runs from base 94 to 798 and encodes 234 amino acids.
CAGUGUUAAACCUCACCGUUAUACUGUCACAGAUCAGCUGCUACAGAUUACUUUAGUAAGACCAGGGCUGUGUGUGCACUGAAGCUUGCGAUCAUGAUGCGGAGGAUGUUGGUCUUAUUUCUUGUGCUUGCUGUCUGGAGUAACUCCCUGCCGGUGACCAGCUUUUCCCCAGAGGAGCUUCUGAGAGUCACUGUCUACAUCAAUAACAAAUUUGCUAAAAAUACCAAUAUGCAAUACGCCUACGUUGUCAAGUUUUCUAACAACCAAUGCAACACUCUAACAGAUGAAAAUAUAGCGAAUGUGCUAAAUGUAGAAAAUCCAGUUUGGGAUGAGAUAUUCAAAAAUGAUCAGAUUUAUAGCGGAACAAACCUGGUAAUGGCCAAAUACAGAAACCCAAAUAAUAAUAAAAAAGAUGCAGAACAUGCUGAAUAUCGUCUCUUUUACCCUACUGGAUCUUCUACAGUUUCCCCAGUUGAAAACCUGAUGAAUACAGGAGCUAAAGCCGGAUGUGUGCUGUUUUUUACUCUGAAUUCGCCAUGUGUGGGACGCUGUGCAGUAACUAAUGGGGAAUAUAGUAUCCUAGACAAACUGAAUGUAUUGAGUAAGAUAGAUGAUAGAGCUUUAGUUUACAAUACAUUCUUUAAUUCUGACCAAAAAAGACCAGUAAAAGAGGUCUGGAAAGCUUGGGCAGCUGUUGAUAAAAUAAUACCCAUGUAUCGCUGUGACAAUAACAGCUGCAGCAGAUGCAGUGAAAAUGAUGUGAUAGCCAACACUAAACACAAUGUUUGCAAGAAAUGAUUACAAACAGCAAGUAGCAGGUUAUGGGUUCUACUAACUGCUUUUAGUAACAAGUUAGUAGAUAAUAGCUCCAGACCCUGAGUAACAGCUAAACCAGCAAACACAUACACUGAUCAUCUGGUACAAGUGUUAGUGAAGUUAUAUUAAUAGCAUUGCUUGACUAUAAAGCUUUCUUGCUUAUUUGCGCUUUGCAUUAUCACACUUGACUAUGAGUAACAUAACCUCAUAUGCAGACCAAGUAAUUAUUCCAAUCCAUUAGACAUGUUGUGCACAGUCAUUACGGUGGCUUUUUGUUGGGUUUUCGGUCUAAUCCAUUUGAAAUCCCAGUUAUCACAACUGACUUUGUACCAUGUUACUGUCCUUAAAACUCUGCACUGAGACAGUAAGACAGCGGAAGUUCAAAAUAUCAGAAAAACCUUUUCAAACAGCUUCUCACACACUUUUUGAAUUUAUCUUCAUUGAUAGCUUCAACCAUUUUGCCUGGUUCAAAAUAUCAUACCUAUAUAUUUCUUGUUUGUAUUUUUUUCAUUGUUUUCCCAGUCUAAUAAAAAAAUUAAAGCAAUGUUCAAGAAACACUAUGAAUAUGGUACACAAUUUAAAGGGACAGUAAACACCUUGUAAUUAAAAGUCAUUUCUGUUGUGUUGCUAUGAAAUAAUACACAGCCAAGUCUAAGCAUUUGUAAAACAAUUGAAUACACUUUUACUACAAUUGCUUUUGGUUAGCUAAGCCCCACCCACCAUUUGGCUUAUUUGGAGAAACCAAUCUGGGCUUUAGUCAGCAGACAACAAGGCUAACCACAGUUAAAGGGGAAGAGUAAAGUACUUUGUUUUGCAGUGGUUAUCAGUUAAAGCUUAUGAGGGAAAGCUAUGUAGCAUUGUUAGCUGUGAGAUCUCAGUACAACAGUGAAUUCCAGCAGCACUUUAGUUUUUUUAUAAAUAACUUUAUUCCAUCAUGUUUGGCUAAUGCAAUAUAUAUUUUUUUUACCACCCUUAACCCCUUCACUACCGGGAAUUUCAGAGAAGAACUUGCCUAAAAUACUGGGCAUAGCAUUUUUUCUAUGACUUUGUUUAAACAAAAAUAGAACUUCGUUUUUUUUCUUUACUUGUUAAAACUAUAUAUAUGUAUUUUAAGUAACUGAUCGUGCUCCAGUUCCAGAUGUGCACAGAUGUCUGGGGCUCAGAAACUCCAGAUUUUGGCUGUAACAUAACAGCUGAGACUGCUGGAGCUUCCUGCAGCUCAGAUUUAUAUACAUGUAAUGCGUUACCAUAGACAAUAUAUAUAUAUAUAUGUCAUUUUGGGUUAAGGGGUUAAAGUGACUAGCUAGCUCCCAGCUACUGAGACUACCUAUGUAUGCUUUUUAACAAACGACACCAAGAGAAUAAAUAAGUAAAUUAGAAUUUGUUUUUAAACUGUAUUUUCUAUCUGAAUCAUGAAAGAAUAAUGUUGGGUUUCAUCCCCUUUUAAUCAUGUUUUUUUAGGCUUAAAAAACAAACAAAAAAUAAACUAAAGUGCGGCUGGAAUUUGUUGCUGUACUGAAUGGCCUUAGACUAGGGUUGGGCAGUAACCCUUUAGUAACGUUCACAAAGAAGAAGGUGCUGUACUUUUUUUGUAUUAGUUAUGAGAAGUCUGGAGGUGCAUUUCCAGCUCUGAAAAUUAGAAUAUCCUCAUUUUUAAGAGCUAAAUGACAUGAAAAUGGAUUGAAAUAAAUAACAGAGGUUGAAAUGUGAGUUAACAGAACAGAUGUACACCCUAUAGAAAUGCUGUUCACUUACUUUAUAUAUACAGUAUAUAUAUAUAUAUAUAUAUAUAUAUAUAUAUAUAUAUACACACUCAUACUGUUAACUGAUUUCUACUGAUUUUGCUCUACUAAAAUCAAUAAAAGCUUAAACCAGCAUAAAAA